AUGUCGUCUUCUUCGUCUUCACCAUCAUCAGAAUCAGAUCACAGAGGAGGAACAGCAGCAUCAACAGCAUACAACACACCACCAAUACUCGUAGCUCUCGUCCUCAUCGUCCUCGUCAUCUGCUUCGUCUGCUUCACCCUCGUCUACUUCUGCCGCUGCUACUUCGUCAGCAUCAUCCACACCCUCGCCUUCCACCGAUCCCCCUCCGCCAACGCAGCCACCACCACCACCGCCACCGCCACCGCCAACACCAUCAACAACGCUUCUAAUUCCCCCUUCAUGGGCCUCGACGCUUCCCUCCUCCACGAAUUCCCCACCUUCCCUUAUUCCUCCGUCAAGGAUCUCCGCAAGGAGAAGAAGUACGCCCUUGAAUGCGCCAUCUGUCUCUUGGAGUUCGAGGACGACACCGUUCUCCGCUUGCUCCCCGUUUGCCGCCACGUCUUCCACCAAGAGUGCGUUGAUCUCUGGCUUCAACGACACAAGACCUGCCCCGUUUGCCGCACUGAUCUUGAAACCAGAAAGUCUUCUGCUUCUUCGAUUACUCACGAUCAUGACAGGCAGAGUGCUGCUGUUGGAGGAGACCACGGUAAUGGUGAUGAUGACGUCUGCAUUGACGUCAAAGAAGGCGGCGACGAUGACGACGGUAAUAACAGAUUCUUGCGGUCGCAUUCGACGGGGCAUUCAAUAGUUAUGGUUAGAGAAGAAGGAAGAAACGACGAAGAUGAUGAUAGGUAUAGGUUGAGGUUGCAGGAGGAUGCAGAGUUGAGAGUUGUUAACAAUGAUAUGAAGAAGAAGAAGAAUCACCAAUACUCGAGAAGCUGCGAGAGUUACAAGGAGAUGAUGAUGAUGAUGGCGGCGGCAAAGCCCCUUGUUCCGCCUUGUACUAACUGUGGUUAUGUUGAUCAUCACACUCUCUCUGUUCCUUCUUCUUCUUCGCGUGUUGGUGCUAAUUGA
Messenger RNA from Arachis stenosperma, 954 nucleotides. RefSeq names its product RING-H2 finger protein ATL29-like. NCBI's taxonomy places the organism in Eukaryota, Viridiplantae, Streptophyta, Magnoliopsida, Fabales, Fabaceae. The coding region runs from base 1 to 954 and encodes 317 amino acids. The transcript has a single exon. The record is from RefSeq and is a predicted model, not a curated record.